AUGCCUCUUGCAGGAAUAGAGCAACCUAGGCUGGUCUAUCCACGUCUCCUGGAAGAGCGUUCGGCCGAUGGGCGACUGGUGCUGAACCUGCACGACAAGCUGACGCUGAAUCUCAGGAAGGCGUCGGUGGCCGCGCGCCACUUCCGCGUCUUGGAACACGAGAACGGACGCGAACUGACGCAUUUGUUCAACGGAGAAGACAUCGAACGAAAUCUCCAUGAAGAUGAAACGCAGUUCGCGACUGUGCACGUUAGAAGAAAAGAAACCGGCGUCGAAGUUGAAGGCCUUGUGGGACCGUACCAAAGGAUUCAGCCAGUGCCUGAAAUGGAGAGGUCGGACGAACUGCUUAUUCCGCACAUGAUUUAUGAAAUUGAGAAAAAGGAAAUGCUAGACGUGGAAAUGUCCGUGAGUGCAAAGGGUAAUUAUAACCAAUCAAAUAGCGUUCCCGCAGCAGUCACCAUAGAACUCUUCGUAGUUUCUGACCAGCCGCAUCACAAGCACUUUAAAAGUACGCUCGCAUUAAUAGAAUACCUAUGCGUACAAACGAACUCGGUAAACAUGAGAUACACGGACACCAGCAAUCCAAAGGUUCAGUUCUUACUCGUCGGAGUUGAACGAGAUUUGUUCAGCAAAUAUAAGAAGGGUCACGGCAGCUACAUGGAAAGCUCAUCUACACUUGAAGCGUUCCAGGCUUACGCUUAUAGCAAAAAAUAUGAGUAUGGUAAUCCAGAUAUGGCGUAUCUAAUGACUGGUUUUGAAGUAUACUCCGUAGCCGCGGACAACACAAUGAGUACGAGCGUCUUGGGCAUCGGCUACGUAGGCGGCCUGUGCACGCGACAAUACGUUGCCCUUGGUGAAGACACUGCCGGUCUCUACGACGGAAUGCACACGCUGACACACGAGGCGGCCCACGUGCUCGGCGCGGCUCACGAUCAGAGCAUGCCAAUGGCGUGGAUUCCUAAAGACCCGGGCUCAUUAGAUUGCCUCUGGAGCGAAGGCUACAUCAUGAGCUACGUCGACGGUGGGACGAAGCACCAUCGUUUCUCCCCAUGCAGCCUGAAGCAAAUUCGGAAUGUUGUCACAAUGCGAGGACCGUGGUGCUGGAAAGUAAGCAACACUGGGUACACGAAACAGGGCAAGUACCCCGGCAUGGAAGUGGCUCCAAACGAGUUCUGCAAGAACAUCUUUCCGAGCAAAAAUAAUGUGACCGCUGACAUGGGUUCUCCACGCAUGCGAGAAUGCAUGGUGAAAUGCCAAUAUCCAGAAAUCCGCCAGGUGUGCACAUACCGCCCAUGCUACAAUUACGUCACGAUUUACAGCUCUUUCGUACAUGCAUUGGACUAUAUGCCCUGUGGACGAUACGAGGUUUGCGUCCGAGGCGUUUGCGAGCGUGCUAAGUUUGACAUACCGCGAAGCACCCAAAGGCCAGUGAGAGUGCCAGUAACACCCAAGGCCCAAAACCCAAGAAUGACGGCGACGUCCACAGAGGCCAGUGCCACUGAAUGCCGCUGCGACUGCAGCCCUACGGUGCCUGCCACGCGUACGGCAUACUGGCCUCCUGCAACUCGACAUCCAACUUGGAAUAGACGGCAUGGCCGAAAGUGA
Messenger RNA from Dermacentor albipictus, 1605 nucleotides. NCBI's taxonomy places the organism in Eukaryota, Metazoa, Arthropoda, Arachnida, Ixodida, Ixodidae. The record is from RefSeq and is a predicted model, not a curated record.